AUGACAACCAACAUGGUAGACAUCAUAAAGUGCGGAUUAUAUGGUUCAUAAUGCCAUUUAGCACACAACGUAGACUGGAAUUAGCUCAAGAGAUGCAACUCUAUAGAAAGUAAGCAAUCAAUGAUCAGGCAAUAAUGGGCUUACAAGAAGUGAAACUGCCUCCUGACCUACCAAACUGGUCCUUAGUUAAAACUUUGUUGCAAGAAUUGCAGACCAGGUUAAAUAGUCAAAAUAUUACUGAUCAGGAGACAGGAUGGUAUAUGCAAACAAUCUACACCACCAUUCAGUCAGACCAACCCGUCAGUGCCUCAUGCUCGAAUCCAAUCAGUCGGUUGGUACAGUCCGUGUACAGCUCCUUCCAUUCCAGGUCGCCUGCCCCUUCCCCGCUCAGCAGGCUUAAGUCUCAGAUACAGUCCAACGUCAAGAAAAAACUGGAUCCAGAGUGUGUCUGGUACGGCAUGAUGAAGUACAUGAAGAGUGUCUCUAAGAAUGAGAGGGAACAUUUCCUGUACCUUCUACUGCCUGGAAUAAUUCACCUCGCUCUGGAGAUUGAAGAAAACAGACCCCCGGGAGGGUUGUACCUCAGCAGAAAACAGAAUAGUGGCAGCACUGCAGUGUCAAGGCAGUUUGUGUGUUCUAUUGUCGCCGGAUUUUUUUUGUGCCUGUUUCCGGAGAGAAAGAGGGAGACAAGCCCCACCUUCAACAUCAUCAACUUCACCACAUUCUUCCGGCACCUUCAAUUACCAUCGCAAGUGUCCAAACUUCGUUGUUUACUUCAUUACUUUGAAUGCAUCAUCGAAAGGGGACUGCGGGUUCAGGGCAGUAUUGUUGUCACUAGAAAGUCCAUCAAGUCGGAGUGGAUGUUGGAUUUUGACCAGCUCACCGAGUGCGAUGUCAACCUAUGCCCCUUGACCUUGCUGACAGAAGGGAACAUAGAAGACAGUGCUCCACAUGCAAUACAGGUAGACUUUGCUAACCAGUCUCUAGGGGGUGGAGUACUUGGAAAAGGGAGAGUCCAGGAGGAAAUCAAGUUUUGUGUCUGUCCGGAGCUUUUGUCUGUGUUGCUGUUUAUGGAAAGUAUGGAUGCUAAUGAAGCCAUAUCAGUCUCAGGGUUUGAGCAGUUUUCCUGUUAUAGGGGCUACGCUGAUUCCUUUGAGUUUGCUGGACACUACAACGGCCAGAUGUCAAAAAAGAGGCUUAGGAUGGUGGCCAUUGAUGCCAUGUCCUACAGAGAAUUUCAUCCGAUGAAGCAAUAUGAGGAGACGUAUGUCAUGAGGGACCUGAACAAAGCUUUGAUUGGUUUCUGUAGAGUCACUGGGAGUGAGGACAGCUUGUUGGUUGAGGAAGUGGAAACAAAAUCGGAAAUUGAUACAGAAGUGGUGGCACCAUCAUUAGAUGCUAAUGAGCAGAUAUCAGAGAAUGUGGAAAUCUCCAGAGAAUGUAAAGAUCUCUCAGUGGAAAGUCUGGCAGAGGAUUUUCAUUCCCAGUCAAGUAUCGACCAAUCCCCAGACUCCACAGACUCUAUAGACUACUGCCCUCUGGUGGACAGUGGUGGCUCUGCAGCUGCUGACCACUCCCAGACUUUCCGAUCUCAGCCUCCAGCAUUUAUCUCAGGGAUCAUUCACGGAAACGUCUCAUGCCUUCGCGUCUCCCCACUGUCCAUAUUGUCCAGUGUUUCCCACAUUGUCCCACAGCAGCCAGUGUCUUUAAACCACUCUGCUGACUCAUCUAACAUUUUGCAGCCCGCUAUUCAUUCCAGUGAUUCACAAACUGUUCCUGUUGUUAAUGGUCCUGAUGCUGAGCCGUCUGGACCCCAUGAACAAGUCUCCGAUGCAAGCCAAGUGCACUAUUUGUCAGAACCUUAUGGCACCCUUGUCUCAAAAACAUCUCCUGCUAGCUGUUCGUCUCAAAAUAGCUGUGGCUCCAGUUUGAAUGACUUAACUGCUGUUGGCCCAACACCCAGACUUUCAAGUGCCUUGGCCAAACCAUCUGUGUUGUCAUCUGAUACUUCAUCUUAUCCUCUCAAUGAAUCUGGACUUCAAAGUCUAGAACAAACUGCAAUAAGUCAUUCACAUUCAUUUUCGGAAUCAGCAGAUAGAUUACAUAAAUGGGAGUUCGAUAUAUUAGGCAACUUGACAAAAGUUUUUUCUGCUAAAGUGGUGCGUAUUAGUCUUUCAGAAGGCUUAUCAUCUAGUGUAGAUGGCUCUAGUUUUACAAUGUAUGAUCUGAAUCUGGGACCUGUUAAGACAUUAGAAAGUGGACAAAAUAUGGCUUCAGCCAAUCAGCCUGCUAGUUUGUCAGCCUUGGAUGAGAAAAGAGAUGAAUCAUUGACUUGUACUUAUGGUGAGAAAGGUUUGCUUGAAAGCAGCAUAUAUUCAGAUAAAAUGUGUUCAUCUCUUGAAGCUAAUGUCGAUUCCCACCUGGUGGAAACUGAUUCUUUAGGAAAAGAACAGAAUGAGCUAUACAUCAGUGUAGAAGAUAAUGAUUUCCAGUACAACUUACCUGAGGAUGCCGGAAUCGUCGGCUUUGAUUCCACUCAUUUAGAGCCCACCUCGUCGAUCUCACCCCACUCGUCUGCCUCGUCUGCCAACAUCUCCCCACUUUCGUCUUUCACCCUGCCCAGUGCAUGUUACCCAGAACCCCUCAAUGGCUCUCACGACGUUCACAUGUCAGCAGAUUUUUUCAUCCCUGGCCUUGGAGAUGUCCAGGAGCAACACCACAGGGACUCCAAAGAGUUGCAGGCUGAGCUCCGGGAGUUUCUCAGCUCUUACAGUUCUGGGUCUCGAAGUUCUGGGUCCGGGCCCUAUUCCAGCAACAACUCUACCUGGGGUUCCAGGUCUGGCUCCAUUUCGUCCCAUGGCACCAAUGGAUCCAGUAAUGAUUUCAUUGAGUUUUGGAAUCAUUUCCGUCGCAGGAGCUCACAGCUGAGUGAUAACACUUCCAGACGUUCUAGUUCCAGUAAACAUAGUUCUGACUUCAGCACAGAUCUCGAAGAAAUAUCGGAAAGUUUCCAGAAACACGACCAUGGCGUCAUUGAGGAAGAGGGUGGAGUCGUGACCUUGCUGACCGAUUGUGCCGCACAAAUUGUCUCCACGACUAUGAAGAGUGCUGUUAGUGGCCCUGAAUGUCAAGAUGAGGCUUGUGUCCAAGACCUAGCUAGCAAAACUGAGACGGUCAGUUCUGCCGUCUCGCGAACUGGUAAGCCUAGACGAACGUUUACAAGGGCCGGAACUUUGGUGAGGCAAGAGAAAGUUACUCAGGAGCAAGAAGACAUGUGCUCUGUGGAGUCAAAGGUCACAGAGUCCUCGAGCUCUGAAGGGCCUAAUGAAGAAAAGAGAAUAGAUUCAAGUUUUGGUGGUAUGCAGCACACUUUAACUCCCCCCAAACCAGCAGCGUAUACAUCUUUUAUAUCAGCUCCAUCUUCCAUUUCUUCGCCAUUGCAGAGCAUAGAUUCAGGAUUCAUAUCAGUCCAGGCUAUGGCAUCAGCUUCAAAGGAAUCAGACUCUGUCCCAUCCGGAAUCAGCACAGCUCUGUCAACUGAGUUGCCACCUGAAAGUAUUGGCUCACAGUCAAUGGGUCAGAGCAUGGAAUCGACUGCGCCAGUUGGUGACCUUUCCCAAACACAGGAAAAAUGGUCUCAGGAUCUGAGUGCUGUAGCUUCUGUUCAAUGUCUAACAGAAGGGAGAGCUUCAUCCACUUUGCCAAAGUUUCACCCAUCCAAAAGUGCAUUUGGUCCCGACAAAACCAGAAGCAGACAUGCAGUCAAAACAGAUGACCCUAUACACAGCACCUUGCAGCUCACUCAAACUGAAUCUCAGAGCCUGGUUGACGCUGCCGACAUGAAAGCUUUGAAGGAAAAAUCACCAGUGAAGUCAAGGUCAAGUAGAGUGCCAGAAAAGUUGGCAAAGACGACCUGUCCUAAACCCGGUAAAGAAACAAAACAUUCCGCUUCACGGGAAGCCGCAGCUGCGUCUGUGUCCCCUAGUUCAACCGACUCGGUGUCCCAUAUGUCCAGUGGAGCAAGUGGACCUUCCAGGUCAUCAGGGAUACCCAAGAUAAAGAGCUCACCCAAAAAAUCUGGCCACUCUGACAAGCACAUCGUAUUGCAUCCUUCGCAUGCUAAGAGCAAGAUGCCGGAAAAGCUUGAAGCCGCGUCGGUUGAAAAAGAACGAGCGAAGGUUCAGAAAAAUAAAAGAUCCAUCAUUAAAGAGAGAGCAGAGCUGUCAGCCAAGCCUUUAAAGAGUCGAUAUGUUUUUUCCGACGUGGCUGCACCCCCAUCAGAAAGGAAGCAGAAACACAAGGAUUCAUCCCACAAGAAAUCUGGCCGUUCAAGUUCCAGAAGCCUAGAGGACAAGAGAAAAAGUAAGCAGAGGCUGGAAGAGAAAGAAGUUCAUCACUUUACCAAGUCCCCACGAUUUAUUCGCUUUGUCAACUCUCUGGCAGAGAUAUCACUUAGUCAGGCAGUGCUGGAAGGAGCGGAGAUGUUGUCACAGCCCAAUCUGGGCCAAGAAGAAAUCUCUGACGAGGUUUACACUUGGUUUGCGAAUAAAAUUAUCAGUGAAGUAUUUUCUCAUGUCAUAGGAGAAAUAGAAUCUCGAGAGUUUCUUCUGAGCCAAAGCUCGCCUUCUAAUUUGGGUGAAAUUGGUGCAUCAGGGGAUCUGAUGUCUCAAGCUGAAGGCAUGAUUGGAGAUUAUGAGAACCCUCCACUUGGAGCCAGUUCUAGAGAGCCAGCUACAGUGGAAACAGGAACAGCAAGGCCAAAGACUAAAAGUAUUUUACCACAACGGUCAGACACUGCUGCUUCCAGUGCUCGAAUCAUAGCAAGCCAAGGGCUACAGAGAUCCUCAGGGUCAUUAAAAAUGGUCAAGUUUAAAGAAGAAGAUCCCAAGAAGUUAACAGAGCAGCAGGCGACGUUUCAGGCACCUAUUAUCAACAACAUUCCCCUGAGGCGGAGGAGUAGUCUAGAUCUACCAUUGGUACCCCCACCCUCAAGUAGGGCUCCCCUUGACCUCCCGGCUCUUCCAGCUGCUCUGCCCCGAGCCCCUGAGCAGCGAAGGAGAAGUCUGACCGGCGCAGAUCUCUCUGUGAACAUCUACCAGGCAGCAGCUUCCAUAGUAAACCAGGUGUUUCAGAAUAUUUCCGACAGCAUGAUGGAGACACAGGCUCUUAGUCCCGGAUCAUCAUCUUGCUACCAUGGAACCGUGUCAUCGUCUGAUACAGGCGCUCAUUCCACAGGCAGCCGAAUACACAGCCACUACGACAGCUUUACAUCAAACAUCUUCUCUAGUUCUUCCACCAAAGCUUCAGAAAGUCCCAGGCGAGCCCGCCGCUCAGUGUCCCCUAGCAUUGGGGUUUUCUUCCGGAAGCCCAUGAGCCGUGAGACACUGACCAGCGCCUACUUGAAGGUGGACCACUCGCCCCAGAUCAAGAGCUAUGAGCGUCGAAGCAGCGAGCCUUGCCAGACCAGCGUCCAGCUCUCCCUUCAAGCCUUCAACAAUAACAAGUUCAAUGGCCGGGCGUGGGAGGAGAAGAAGAAGAUCUCUAGGACAGACGAUGACAUUGGGCGGGGUAAGACCUGGCGGCGGGGCUCCCUUGACGGGUUCUCGUUUGACCAGAGGAGAAAUUCCUGCGGCUUCAAGGACCCUGUGCUGUCCAGAUUUGCAGAGGAGCUGAUGAAGGCCGACACAUCUGUCCCAGAGUUGGUUAUUGUUGGCUCCCAUGCUAGCUCUUCUUCUACAGGCUCCAGAAGAAGCAGUGUGAGUGCCUUUAGAGACUCCACCUUAGCCAAUUUGGAGAAUGAACUUUUAAACACAAGUUUUACAAGUGGCUGCAGUAUGUCUUCAAGGUCACAAAGACACCUGGACAGGUCACGUAGCCGCGACUCCAGGCAAGGAAAGUCAGACAGCUCGGACACUGAGUACUGGUUCCCACCCCCCAAGUUUGUGGGGGACGAGUUUCAGUUGGAGUAUAACAGGCAACACAGCCAAGAUGAACUUCAGGAUUAUGCCAGUUUCUUUGCUGGACAAGUUGUGCAGGAGGCUGUGUGUGUGCUCCGGUGUGACCCAGAUUACCUAAGCCUGGAGCAGCAGGAUGUGGACAUGUAUGCCGAAAACUUGACAGACCAGAUCAUGCGGGAUGCGCUGGUCUCAUCAGUGCACGGCGGUGUCCAAAGUGAAAAUACUCAUACGGCUAUUCUGUCUGCGGUAUCUGAUCGUAACAGUGAAAAUAGCCACCCGCCCUCCUAUGCUGGACAGGGUGCCAUUCCAAAGGUAAGGUUGGCGAAGCCGUCAUCAUCGUCGAGAGUGACGUCCCAGCCGAGGAGUAUUCCUCAGAGAAAGAGUGACAGACUCACGGAACAUGAAAGCUACCCCAGGCAUACUGAGCUCUCUGUGCAUUCUAGGCUCAAGGCCAACAAGCAGCAAGGGGAGAGAAGAGCCUCCAGUUUUGGCAGCGCAGCCACACCCCAUUCCCAGUCUCAGCGGUACCUUCACCCUGCAUUCAAGCCUGCUUCCUCCUCCCCCCCACAGUGGCCAGGAGGAGCGAGGCCCAAACAGCCCCCGUCCUCAGCCGCUGACAGGUCUUUGCCGUCUUCCCAAAGCAAAAGGCACUCCUCACCAUCUCCCCUGUCCAUGGUUUCAUCUUACCCCAGUCAUUACCAAUCAUCCCUGCAGGUUCCCGCCCGGGUCUCUUAUCGCCGGCAUCUCACUCUGGCCAUGAGAAGCAAGUCCGAGUCUCACACUGGCGGUGCUUACGCUCUAUCUACCGGACAGCCAGAACAAUGCUCUAUGGUAAAUUCAUCUUACAAUAGAAGACAGGUCUCCCCAGCAAGUCACAGCUCGGCUGACGCUGACUCUGAUCAGACCUGCUCCUCUUUAGUGUAUUCCUCUGAUACAUCUUCCGCUUCAUGGUCCUCCAUGGAUAGUAUUGGACCCACUGGCCCAGAUGCUACCUCUGACUUCAGAUCGCCCAGUCCAUUGACUACAAGAGAUAAAAAGAGAGGGCGAUCUCCUCGGGGAUGCGAGGAUUAUUCUAGAAGAAGACAGAGUGAGAGAGUUGCUGGAAGUAAUGUGGCUCGAUUUUCCGAGCAGAUCUCUUGUGAUAUCCUGUCGCACGUCAUGCAGCAUUGCAAGCAAGACAAGUGGAUGAGGUACAUGUCAUACCAUCAGCCCAUAGCAACAGGCAACUGGGGGUGCGGUGCGUACCACGGAAACCCUCAGCUGAAGUUCAUUCUGCAGUGGCUAGCGGCCAGUAUAGCCAGGUCACCCUUGCUCAUGUACUACACAUUCCAAGACAGUCCUAUGACACAGGCUAAGGACAUAGCACAUAUCAUUUCGGGCUUGACUGUCGGACAGCUGGCCAAUCUGUUGCAAGAAUAUUGCUCAAUGGUCUGCCUGCAGUCCCCAGCAUCCUUCUCAAGUCCGGGGAGGCAGUGGUCCCCGUGGCAGCACUCCCAGAAUGCCCAGCCUUCAAUUUCUCUUUUUGACUUCUUGAGACAAAAGUUUGACAGACGAUCGGAUAACAGGUGACCACAGCUUGCUGCUUCCACGUCAAUAAAUGCAGUGCUUGCUCAGUGUAACCUCAAGGUGUAACUAGCCUUGUGGUUUGAUGUCAGCGGAACUUCAGGUAAUCAGCUUAAUUACGCCUGCUCACAGAGACACUUCCAGAAACUUAACUUGAAAGUGAAGGAAUCAAUGUCAAUGGACGUUAUGGUAAUAGAGAAACUUCUUGAAACAUGGGCAUUAAAGUGCUUGACACUUGGAUAAAAUAGAAUUCAACCUGUGGAUAGGUCAUGCUAAAUUAGCAGUGGAUUACUAACUCAUUCCCCAUCUCACCCAACUCCUGCCUGGUAUCCUGUCUUCAGCAAUGAUUCUCAAAAAGUGUUCAAAGAAAGGUGCUAUAUCCAAGGUCGAUGAAGAUUUACACUACAAUCUAGCUUACAAUACUUAUUUGUAAAUCUACUUAAAAAAGUGUUGGAUUUUUGUUGUAUUAAUUUACCAUUGACUUUGCUGUAUAAGAAAGGUUCACUGUUCAAAUCCUCUACUUAAUUUGACCUAAGCAUUACUUAUAAUUAAAUUUGUAAGUCUAGUGUCUAGUUAAGAGUUUAAGGAAGAUUUAAGAAAUAUAAACAUAUUUGGCAUAAAUUAAGCCCCCCCAUUUUUAUUUAAGAACUACCCUAUUUAUAUUUAUUGGGAGAUAUAACGACACAACUUUAGUUUAAAAAACCAAGAAAACAUUAUCAUUCCCUGUCUGAUGCUGCCUAGGAAAUAUUAGGGCCACAGUGCACUUUGAUUAAGUUGGGGUCAUGGCCACUUCAUCAUGAGUUGUAUUGACUGUGAUUGUACUCCUGUGCAGAGGUGAUCAAAUGUAUCAUUUUCCCUAUUUCUGGUGCUUUCAUGUGUCUUUGAUUAAUUUGUGUUGUCUCUCUUUUGUUUAGUGCUAUAUAUUAUUUUAUUUAAAUUUAAGGAACCAAAAAUUUCUCUAUAAUCUUGUGAGAUUAACUUUUGAUUAACCAAAUUCUUUUUUCGGUUUUAAUUCUUUCUGUUCAUUUCUUUUUAUUUUGCUAGAUAUUUUAAAAUGUAAUAAUUGGCGACAAACUUCAUAGAUAUCUUUAAUGAUCUGAAGAAUUUUUUUUUGCAUUGUUUCAUUGAUUGUCUUGC
Messenger RNA from Biomphalaria glabrata, 8657 nucleotides. RefSeq lists its product as uncharacterized. Gene Ontology annotation, cellular component: cytoplasm; nucleus. Lineage: Eukaryota; Metazoa; Mollusca; Gastropoda; Planorbidae. Gene Ontology annotation, molecular function: poly(ADP-ribose) glycohydrolase activity. The transcript is spliced from 18 exons. Gene Ontology annotation, biological process: carbohydrate metabolic process; nucleotide-sugar metabolic process; ATP generation from poly-ADP-D-ribose. Bases 135 to 7526 code for a protein of 2463 amino acids. The record is from RefSeq and is a predicted model, not a curated record.